Messenger RNA from Coregonus clupeaformis (lake whitefish), 4663 nucleotides. RefSeq names its product synaptotagmin-11. Gene Ontology annotation, molecular function: calcium ion binding; calcium-dependent phospholipid binding; clathrin binding. The coding region runs from base 304 to 1731 and encodes 475 amino acids. The transcript is spliced from 5 exons. Lineage: Eukaryota; Metazoa; Chordata; Actinopteri; Salmoniformes; Salmonidae. Gene Ontology annotation, biological process: regulation of calcium ion-dependent exocytosis; regulation of dopamine secretion; vesicle fusion. Gene Ontology annotation, cellular component: axon; synapse; membrane. The record is from RefSeq and is a predicted model, not a curated record.
GGUCCUCAAGGCUGGUUGUAGCCGUCUCGCUCAGUAACCGCACCCGACUUGAGCUCGAGACAGGAGUGGGUUGAAGCGAUCGCGAGAGCAUCCUUGCGAAGCCACAGAAUCACAACAAUAAUUUCGGACUGAGGACAAUACGACUGUCAAACAUCGUCGCCUCAUCACCCGGGUGAUAUAGCCUACUGACCUAAAGAAAAAGCGUAGGGACAAUAUCAUUCAUGGAAAUAAAUUAGAAGCCUGCGAGUUUGAUUUGUUGUUGUUUUUAUUUUGGGGGGACAACACAGCCUUUUGAACCCCAAAAUGGCUGAGAUAACCAAUUUAAGACCAGCAUAUGAGGUGUCCCCGGUGCUGGCGGGCUUCCUGGGCGCCGGGGUCCUGGUGGUCUCAGUCACGGUGGCCGUCUUCCUCUGGACCUGCUGCCAGCGUCGCUACCGCCAGCUGACGGGCAGUUACAAGCUCCAAUCGGGACCCUGCGACCCGGCCGUGGACCCGCCCUACAAGUUCAUCCACAUGCUCAAGGGAAUCAGCAUCUACCCGGAGACACUUAGUAACACGAAGAUCGUCCGCGUGGGUCGACGCCCGGGCUCCUCGCGUAAUGGCGGCGGAUCCGGCGUUGAGUGGGGUCGUAAUGGUGAGCGAGGAAGAGGAGGGGGAGGAAGGGUGACGCUAGUGGACGUCAACCCAGAAACGGGCCUGCUCAACGGCUCCACCAAUCUGCAGAUGAGCCACCUACUGCCCCCUGCUGGACAGCCCAGGUUAGAGCAGGCGCUGCCCAUCCGCGCCGACUACUGCUGCCUGGAGAGCAGCUCCAGGGGUAACAGCAGUAGCAGUAGCUGUGACGCCAGCAAGACAGCCUCGCCCUUUACCCCGUGCCAGGGGGAGGGCACCACAAUGCCGCCCGCUGCUCUAGGCACCCUCAGCCUGGCCGUGGACUACAACUUCCCCAAGAAGGCGCUGGUGGUGACCAUUGUUGGCGCCCAGGGUCUGCCCGCCGUGGACGAGCAGGCGGGUAGCUCGGACCCCUACGUGAAGAUGACCAUACUGCCAGAAAAGAAGCAUCGGGUCAAGACCCGCGUUCUGAGGAAGACUCUGGAGCCGGUGUUUGAUGAGACGUUUACGUUCUACGGCGUGGCCUACAGCGCACUGCCCGACCUCACGCUGCACUUCCUGGUGCUAAGCUUUGACCGCUUUGCCCGUGACGAUGUCAUCGGGGAGGUGGCGGUGCCCCUGGCAGGGGUGGACCCCAGCACGGGACGAGUCCACAUCACCCAACAGAUCAGCAAGAGACACAUCCAGUGUGUGAGCCGUGGGGAGCUGCUGGUGUCUCUGUCCUACCAGCCUGUCACUCACAGGCUCAAUGUGGUGGUGCUGAAGGCCAAACACCUGCCCAGGAUGGACAUCACUGGCCUGUCAGGCAACCCCUACGUGAAGGUGAACGUGUUCUACGGCCGCAAGCGCAUCGCCAAGAAGAAGACUCACGUGAAGAAGUGCACGCUCAACCCCGUUUUUAACGAGUCAUUCAUCUACGACGUGCCCGCCGAGCUGCUGGCCGACGUCUCUGUGGAGUUCCUGGUGGUCGACUUUGACCGUACCACCAAGAACGAGGUGGUGGGCCGCCUGGUGUUGGGUGGCCAGAGCCUCAUGCACACUGGGGUCACCCACUGGAGAGAGGUCUGCGACAACCCCCGCCGGCAGAUUGCCAAGUGGCACAACCUGGGCGAGUAUUAGGACCGCUCAGAAAAAUAUCCCAAAAUGUUCCGGAUGUUUGCAAUUUUCUUGGAAUGGAUAUUCUGUCGAAAAACCACCACCACCACUACUAUUUCAAUCCUAUUCUCUUAGAAAUAAAACCCUUCCCACCUGAAAUAAAGAGACACAACCAGACCACCGUAACCCCACCCAGCAUGGACACUCGCUCCUAUGAAAAAUUCCCGCAACCAUUGAGACGACCACCGGGGCCGAGAAAAAUCUGACCAGACUUUCAGGAAUCACUGACGACAAAAGACUUGAUUGAGGAUUUAAAAAUCAAAAUCGGAAUAUAUAUCUAUAUAUACAUAUAAAAAUUUAUACACAAAUAUAUAGCCUACACAAUCAAUACUGUUAGCGAGAUCCAUGUGGUCCUACCGGUUGGUGGGUGUGUAAAGCGGCUGUGGUUCAUCCAAUCAGAGUUCACAACAGAGAGUGCAUCACAACUCCUCCCUCCUUCUCCAGCCCCUGCCACCCAUAGGUAUAAACAUUCCUUUACUUGCAUGCUUGAACAAGUUACAAAUAAAACACACCUGGGAAGGAAGGUGGCCACAGAAUACAGUAGGUCAUAUUUUCUCUUAACGUAGUGUACCAAUUCCCUUUAAAUCAGGAAGUAUCCCCUGGUACUGCACAAAAUUGGGAGGGUUUAUGUUAAUUAAAGGGUGUGGUUAAUUUAUAUUGCGAUGGGGCUGUUUUUUAAAGUAGGGAAAUGCUUCUUUUAACAGGAGUGGUAAUAUUAGAGGCGUGGUUAAUUUAUGGGGCAGGAUGGGAUACUAUAUUACAAUAUUUACCAGGGAUAAUAAAGUUGUUGCAAAGUGUUUAAGUUAUGGGCAGGUAAGGCUAUGGGGAGGACUUGAUGAUAUUUGAAAAUGUAUGCACUCACUAACUGUAAGUCGCUCUGGAUAAGAGCGUCUGCUAAAUGACUAAAAUGUAAUAUUUAUCACCACUUUUAUGUUUCUUUCUAUGUGGACCAAAUAUGUUUAAUCAGUAAGCUCACAUGCAGCAACAAUAUCCAUGAAACUCAAUAGUCAAACUGCAUUUGUCAGAGCUUUUUCAUGCACAGUGUAAAAUUGGCUUGAGUUCAAGCCAGCUCUCGUAGAGACAGGGACAAAAUGGAGACAUUCAUUUUGUGGGGCAGAUUCAUACCAACACUGGCAUAACAAUUGGACAUUAUCCACUUGCAGUUCACGUACAUGUUGGAAAACCAGUGUUCAGUAUGUUACAAUGUGUCUAUGAUAAGUGCAUUGUGGAGCUAAUCAAAACAGUUCAAUCUAAAUUGAGGGGAUGGAAUAAAACUCUGCCAUCUCAGUGAUAUCCCUUCACUGAACCCUCCCUCAGUAGCAAUCAAGGUUAGUGGAUUGGGUCUGCCCCAUUACAGUAAAUUGAUGAUUUCUGGUUUUAUUUUGUGACUGCUCCCUAUCAUUUUAUUGGUGCAUUUGUUUUUAGACCUGAUGUGAUGAGGUGAGGCUGUAGCUAUGUAGCAUGGGUAGCUAUAAUUCACUGGACCUUAAUGUACCAAAACCCGUUGUUUAUAGUACAUCUGUUGUCAUAGUGACCACAUGAGCAAAGGUCAAUGAGUGUAUCUAUAACUUUGUGUCUGAAUCACCAAUUUUACCAGUUUAACCAAUUUUACCAGAGAGAGCUUCGUAGUUUAUAUGCUGUUCCACAGUGGCCAUUUGACCCAGUAUACACUUGCCUGGCAGUGCUUUACUCCUGUUGAAUUUAUUUGAAUAAAUAAUUUAGUAGAAUUUAUAGCCAUGUUACUGGUAACAGCUCAGUAUAUCCUCGUUUGAACUCUGCAUCUUAAGAAUUGUACAUUCAUUUUUUUCAAUAUAUUUUGUGUGGGGUGAGUAUGUGAGAAUUUCAAAUGUUCAUCUCCUGCAAUGUCACAUCCACUGAACUCAUCAAAGGUGUCUAUGUCGUCAGCUCUCGUUCUGGUUCCCUCUUCUCCCCAAGCUCUCGCUCUCUCUGUCUAUCACCGCUGUUGCUCCACGGCGCGGUCCCUAUUCUGUCAGAGGCAAAAAAAAUGUUUUUACUCUGAUAGUCAGUAGUGAUCAAAGGAAGUCAAGCUGUCACCGCACACUAUGUCUCUUUGCUGUGUGUGUACACUGUAUCUCACUGAAUGUCCUAACCUCUUAGCUUGAAUGCUGCAUGUCCCUACACUCCCACACAGGUAAACAAUGUACACAAUCCACUUCACCGGCCUCUGAGUUGCUCAAACUGCAUCCCUACAAACUGGCUGCAAUGCGAGUUUGAGCUAACUUGAGCUAGCAAACAAAUCAACAUAAAUGUUUAUAACAUUAUUUGUGUGGCGUAGUCACUCAGCAAGCUUAUUUUCCUAAUGUUUGGCAUAUCACAGUUUUAUGUACUGUAGAUACCAUCGAUAGCAGUAAUGGCACUGUAAGUGGUUAAGUGGGCAGUUGUGUCCUUUCCUAUAAAAGUAAUCACAUCCCACAAGGAACUGAGUGUAGGCAGGACUCACAUUUAGGCUGCACACUGAACAUUUUGGAUAUCUGAUCGCACUUUGAAAAGCCCAAAGCAACCUUUUAGUUUUUAUCACUUGUUGAUUUGAUCAAACCUUUUUUUGCUACGGAACUAGAUUUUUUUUGCUCUCUGAUACUUUUUGAAAAUACAAAAAUAUAUUUGUACAUAUUGUAACAUAGGAGGCUAAUAUCUUGUUUUUGCUAACAAAUUGGCAUAUUAAUUUGUGUCUUAGUUUUCCCCUUCAGCCCCCCCACAUACAUUUAUUUAGGUAAAAAGGUAGACUUUGCCUAUUCAGUUCUUGACAUCCUGCGCAUGUCCUUAGUCCUAUAGUAUUCCCUCUCACAGCCAUGAGAAAUUCGUAAACUGAACAAAAAUAUAAAUGCAACAUUUUACUGAGUUACAGUUCAUAUUACAUUUACAUUUCAGUCAUUUA